UAAAAAUGUUGUGUUGCUGACGAGACGCUGGUGGAGAUGCGGAAGUAGACGGUUAUAACAAUUAGCCACCUUGCUAGCUAAUUAUUUACUUAACUGAACAUUUACUUGAUAAAGACAACGAUAAAUAGGUCCUGAAUUGAAUGAUAUAUCCUUUGAUACGUAUUUGUUGGUGAAACCUACAUAUUUCCUCGCUCAACCAGGAGGGAAUUUGAAAACAAUCGAACGUGUGUAGGAGGAAGGUCCUGAUGGCAGACCACACUGAUGUCAGCCUGCCCCCUGAGGACCGUGUCCGUGCCCUGACCAAGAAGGGCAGCUCUGUGGACGUGAACGAGGACGUUCCUCCCCGGAGGUACUUCAGGUCAGGCGUGGAGAUGAUCCGCAUGGCCAACACCUACACCGAGGAGGGCAACGCCGAGCACGCCUUCGUACUCUACAACAAGUACAUCACGCUCUUCAUUGAGAAGCUUCCUAAACAUAGAGAUUACAAAACAGCCAACAUUCCAGAGAAGAAGGACACCUUGAAGAGGCUGAAGGAGGUGGCCUUCCCUCAAGCAGAGGUGCUGAAGAAGGCUCUUCUCAAGAUAUAUGAGCAGGAGCAUGCACAGUAUCUCAUCAAAAAGAAAGCGGAGGAGGCAGCCUUGGCGCAGCAGCAGUCGAAGCAGCAGGCGCUAGAAGCAGAGAGGGAGCGUGUGGUGGAACUGCAGCGACGCCAACGGGAACAAGAGCAGUUCAGCGCCUUCGAGGAGAUGAUCAGACGGCAGGAGCUGGAGAAGGAGAGGCAGCGUAUCCUUCAGGAGUUUCAUGCUCCUGGGACCCCUCCCCCCGCUGCACCCCUCCUCCCUGGGAUCCAGGGCCCCCCUCUUCCCCUGGCCGUGUCCCCCACCCCCCCUCAGAGCCCGGGGGACAGCGCCGGCCAGGUCAGACCGCUCCCCACCUUCGACCGGACGCUCAAACCUGUGAGCCCUAGUGGGAACAGCAACACCAUGGAUGGGAUGGUGGAUGGCAUCCGGCAGCUGGCAGUGCCCUCAGAGCUCUGCAGCAGCUUCCUCAGGCUAGCUGAGUCCAACACCAGCCGAGCUGUGGAGACCUGUGGCAUCCUCUGUGGCAAACUGCUGAGGAAUGCAUUCACAGUGACCCAUGUGAUCGUGCCGAAGCAGAACGGAGGGCCAGACUACUGUGACACGGAGAACGAAGAGGAGCUGUUCCUGAUCCAGGACCAGUAUGACCUCAUCACCCUGGGCUGGAUACAUACCCACCCCACCCAGACAGCCUUCCUGUCCAGUGUCGAUCUCCACACACACUGUUCCUACCAGCUCAUGAUGCCGGAGGCUAUCGCUAUUGUCUGCUCACCCAGGUUCAACGAGACGGGCUACUUCAGGAUAACAGACCGUGGGAUGGAUGAGAUCUCAACGUGUAAACAGAAAGGUUUCCACCCUCACAGCAAAGACCCUCCUCUCUUCACUGGAGCAGGACACAUCACAGUCACCGAGGACAGAGUCACCAUGUUGGACCUGCGGUGAUCUCCUCUGGACUGGGGAUCUACACACCAAACGCUGGUUGGCUGGCUGACUGACUGUAUUUGUUUAUUAGGAUCCCUAUUUAGCUUUUUAAGAAGCAGCUUAAAGUUGACUGGCUGACCUGCCUGGCCAGCUGACAUCUGGCUGAAUUUGGGGUUGCAUAAUUCUGGUAAUUUUCUUUAAAUUGUUGUAAAAUGACCAGGGUUCCAUGAAUCUUGGUUGGCGAUUUUCCCGGAUUUCCAGGAAUAUCCCAACCAGGAUUUCUGGAUAAUCCGGGAAUUUGGAGAAAGACUGUUAAAAGACAGAGACAUCUUACUUCUAAACCCAUUGUUCUACCCAUCACUACAGACAGUGGGAAUUGUUAAUUUAAGGGACCUCGUGCUCUCACUGUCCUCCGUUGAACUAAAGCAGACCGCUUCUCGUAGGGGGAAGGACAACUCUCCUGGGUCCACUCCCACUUUUCUGUCUUAGUCUUUAUUUCAAAACUGAGUUUUAUUCCAGAGGUGACUAUCACUCCAUAAAGCUCUGCUAGGCUUGCUGCCAACAGUCCGUUUAUGAUUUCAUAUCCUUUUUGAUGGUUUUCUGCUUCCUUUUUUUCUCAGAGCUUACCUGUCUCAGACUGGCUACCUGUCUCAGACUGGCUACCUGUCUCAGACUGGCUACCUGUCUCAGACUGGCUACCUGUCUCAGACUGGCUACCUGUCUCAGACUGGCUACCUGUCUCGGACUGGCUACCUGUCUCGGACUGGCUACCUGUCUCGGACUGGCUACCUGUCUCGGGCUGGCUACCUGUCUCGGACUGGCUACCUGUCUCGGACUGGCUACCUGUCUCGGACUGGCUACCUGUCUCGGACUGGCUACCUGUCUCGGGCUGGCUACCUGU
Molecule: messenger RNA, 2400 nt
Organism: Oncorhynchus gorbuscha (pink salmon)
Lineage: Eukaryota; Metazoa; Chordata; Actinopteri; Salmoniformes; Salmonidae
Product: STAM-binding protein-like A
Exons: 11
Coding region: 246-1520 (424 amino acids)
Biological process (GO): protein K63-linked deubiquitination
Cellular component (GO): cleavage furrow; endosome
Molecular function (GO): K63-linked deubiquitinase activity; metal-dependent deubiquitinase activity; protein binding
Source: RefSeq, a predicted model, not a curated record